GACAACAGCAUUCAUCAUUGGAACAGCAACCAUGAUUGACAAAAAUAAAGUAUUAAUUAUAUUCCUAAUAACUGCAGUGUCAGUAAGUGCAGAGUGUCCCCCAGAGAGGAAAAACAAGGAGAGAUCAUGGGAAAUAAAACUUACUAAAGACAUAAAGUGCAACGUCAGUGAAAUGGCUGGAGAACUGUUGAGGUUUAAUGAUACGAAGGUGUAUGUCAACGUAACUUUCAUGAUCAAAUCGUUCAGUUUCGACGAAGUCGAUGGCAUCUUUACUAUAACAGCAUGGAUAAUCUCAAAAUGGACGCAUCCGCUUUUGAAUUGGAGCCCAGAUAAUUAUGGAGGAAUAAAAGAAGUGCCCAUAAAAGUGGGCGUCAUGUGGACUCCAGUAAUCAGCAUAGUUAACAAUGCAGACAGUGACGAAUUUUACGACGAUUACGAUACUCAAUGCAAUGUGAACCACAACGGAACGAUAACAUGCAUACCUCACGUGGCUAUCAAUGUAUUUUGUGACUCUAAAAUCAAGAACUUUCCAUAUGACGUGCAAAAUUGUACCGUGAAGUUCGGUCCGCAUAAUAAUUACGCCGACAGAGUUGUGUAUUCGUUUUCAUCGAAAAGAAAGGUUUCGAUGAUGGCGGCGGAGGAGAGUGCUGAUUGGAGUAUCAUAGACUAUGACGCUGGCAAUGUCCCAAACGAGCCUGGGAAGCUUUAUUUGAGUUUUCUAAUAGAAAGACACGCAGAGGUUUUGGCAGCCACCCUCGUAUACCCGACCCUCAUCGUUAUAGCACUCACAUUUGUAGCUCUUGCUAUGACUAUCGAGAACUUUAACCGCGUUGGCCUGCUGAUGUUCAAUAUUCUCUGUCAUUUUGAAUUUUUGAAUGAAAUAGAUUAUGUUAUACCAGUAAAUGGAGCGGAAAUUCCCGGUAUUUUGAUAUUUUUACGUAACUCGAUGAUUCUGAAUGUGAUUGUCUUUGGUGCGACAUUUUUAUUGGAUCACUUCCGUCGUCGAAAGGAACCGUCCCCUCAAUGGAUUUUUAUCAUCAAUAAUUUUUUGCUUGGUAAUAAAUAUUCAAUUUUUUUAGUCAAAUAUUUAAUAUCAAGAAGUGACAGUAAAAUCCUUGAUAGUGAAAGCGAAAGUGAUGCUGACAGUGCAAAUAACCAAUGGAUCAUAUUUACAGAGAUUUUAAAUUUCUUGUGUUUUAUCACAACUUUCAUGAUUUACUUAAUACUUUUUGUUGCACAUUUAAGUUUUCUGUUACAAACACCUGACUAUUAUGCCAAGUAUUACAAUUAUUGAAUUAUAGCAGAUAGUAAAUAAAUGUACUUAAU
Molecule: messenger RNA, 1326 nt
Organism: Plutella xylostella (diamondback moth)
Lineage: Eukaryota; Metazoa; Arthropoda; Insecta; Lepidoptera; Plutellidae
Product: acetylcholine receptor subunit beta-type unc-29
Biological process (GO): monoatomic ion transmembrane transport
Cellular component (GO): membrane
Molecular function (GO): transmembrane signaling receptor activity; extracellular ligand-gated monoatomic ion channel activity
Source: RefSeq, a predicted model, not a curated record